This is a messenger RNA of Loa loa (African eye worm), 3123 nucleotides long. RefSeq lists its product as hypothetical. Gene Ontology annotation, cellular component: integrator complex. NCBI's taxonomy places the organism in Eukaryota, Metazoa, Nematoda, Chromadorea, Rhabditida, Onchocercidae. The record is from RefSeq and is a predicted model, not a curated record. The transcript is spliced from 16 exons. Gene Ontology annotation, biological process: snRNA 3'-end processing. Bases 18 to 3080 code for a protein of 1020 amino acids.
AGGUUAUAGAACUGGGAAUGGUACCAGGCCAAGUACCACAACCGGUGUAUGCUGCACUGAAGAAUGGCACUUUCAUCGAUAAUAUCGAUGCAUUUGAUCUUGAACAAAUCCAACCAUUCCUGCCAUCACUUUUGCUUUGCUCAUUUUCAUCGGCUUGCAACUCAACGGAUGAAUCAUUGGAUCAGCUCCGACGCCGUUUACUGGAGUUUCCGCAGUGCAAUUCGUUGUUUCAAAUUCUAAAUGCCGACGUUGUGGCUGUAGAAAAUGAUUUGAUUAAAGCAACGGCGGAGGAUAUUGAAAAUAUUCGUAAAGUACCUUUUGAAACCGCGCCGCCACAAAUGAAACUCAAAAUCGUCGCAUUCCUACUUGAUCGAAUUACAAGAAAUGUGAAUAAUGCAGCGGAUUUGGAUAUCUUUGAACAGGAAUCAACACUAGAAGAAGUUGUAUGUGCGAUGACUGUAUGUGCCUUGUAUAUGCCAAAUCGUUUCGAUCCCGCCUUAAUCGUUCAUCCCUUAUUGGCAAUACCUAAUGUUGUAACUGUGAUCACUAUGCUAAUAUGUAAUGUCAGCGACUCAUUGGAAUCCACUGUUGAUUACCUAUUGAGGGUUCAGUUGCUGGAUGAUGAUAAUGUUAUCAGCAAAAACAGAAACAACUUACUUCUAAAGCUGCUUUCUAUAGAUCCAUAUCUUGUUGAACCAAGCAUCUCUCAACUGCUGGAUACAAACACCUCAAAUGGCAAUAGUUUGGCACUGAUGUUAAUCUGUGUUUGUUUAACUAGCUCUCAGUUGAUAAACAAUUUACUUUGUGCUUUGCUAAACAAGCGUUCCUUAGCUGUCUUUAUUCACCGAUCAUCUGACAAACCGGCUGUGAAACUUCUACGCGAUCGAAUUUCCGAGGCUAUAAGUGCAUUUUCGUCUAGUACGAUGAAUGAUGGUAGUGAAGCAGCUUUAGCUCAGUUAUUGGCGGUUCUUCGUAUUAAUGCUAAUAUGCGCCUGAGUUAUGAUGAAACAAAUUCUUGGUUGCUCUUUCUUACUCGAACAGAUUUGGAUGAUGAUCGAUAUAUAAUGACAGCAUUAUCUGUUAUCAUUGCUUGUCCACAGUUAAUACCGUUGCAUCUCGGUGAUGAGAAAGAAGUGGAAGCUUCAAUUAUAGCAUUUUUGGAUUGGCUUAAACAGCGAGCUUCAUCCAAUGCUUCUCCAACUUUACAACAAUUUUUCAUAUUGUUAUCAAUUCACUUGCAUGCUGGACAAAGUGAACAGCUUGCCGCUCUUAUUUCUAGUGUCCUUGCCUUUAAGGUUACCGUAAAUGUACGAAAUCUUACAACGCUGAAGAAUUUAUUCUUGCGACAUGCCAUGACUGAACGUGAUAUAGCAGAACGGGCUUCGCAAAUGCCCGUCACUCGUUUCCUUAGUUCUCAUCAUCAAGGAUUUCUUCCAGCUCAUUGCGUCACCCAGUUACUUUCCACUAAUUCAUUCUCAAAACAUUCUGUUCCUAUCCAGGAUUGGAUUGGUGCACAGAUAACAAACUGUGCUACACCGUUACAUCCUGUGGUAACAGAUUUGUUAAACGCUUAUGCUGCAAGCUGUUUUGCUAGUACUGAAUCAAGUUCUGCUAAUCGUCCAUUAUCGGAGGAAUUCGUAUUGAACAUAUUUAAUGGCGAAGUCAUUGAUGAAAACAAAAUGGUACCGCGCUUGCUUACAUUUUUCUUCAUUCUCUGUUACCGAAAAAGCUUCGAAAGCCAUACGCAGAAGAGGACUGUUCAACACUUUUAUAGCAUCAAAAUCGAAGCAGUCAUACCGGUACGAUUCCUGCUGAAUGUUGUUGAAACUCGACCAGAACAUUUUCGUGCCAUUCGGUCACCAUUAGUUUAUUUAUGCGGCCUCUAUUAUCCAUAUAUGCUUCCAACCGUAGAUUCGCUACUGUUAUCUGUGGAUGAUGAGCUGAGGAAUCCUGAAAUCAAAACUGCCUCUGGGGGAGUCCCAUUGCCGACAGGUUUAUUGUUGAAAGCUUUCGAUAGAAUUGAUAAAAAUCCUUCAAAUUCCAUGCGUCUUAUACGUUUGUUGCAAAAAAGCACACUGCGCGAACAGGUGCAAGCGAUGGACGCUGUUGUACAUGCCAUGGUCAUCGCUCUCAAUUCAUCCACACCAGUGUCUUUUGUAAAUGGAGUAGUAGCGAUUUGGAAACGUCUGGAAAAUGUUGUCCCGAGAUCACUUUGUGAAGCUACAGUUUGUGCUUGGUCUACUGAUGAGUUGAAUCAUGAUGUGCUGGUUGAGCAACCACUGUUUUUGUUUCGAUGCGAUGAACGAUUAUUCGAAAAUGAUAUCUUAUUCCCAUGUUAUUUACGUAUUCUUUCGUUCUAUUUAUCUGCGAGUCGCACAUACUUGUUGCAGAAGCUACAAAUAAACCAAAAUGGAAGAGAUGAUCAACGAGUGGAACGUGAGGAACUAACGCGCUCAUUAAUCGGAGCACAGGAUUCAGCUGUUGUACAAAUUUUAUUAGAGAUAUGUGGUCGUUUCAAGAAUAUCACUGUCCAUCGCCUGUGCUGUGCACAUAUUCAUCAAAUGUUCAUUGCCGAUCCCGUCCUCUCUAAAUUGGUUCACUUUCAGGGUUACCCCCUGCGACUAAUUCCUCUAGCUGUACGGGAAAUACCAUCAAUGCAUAUUUGCCUGGAGUUUGUGCAUGAAAUUUUAGCAUUGGCGGAUAUUUCAAAGCGUGUGUUUGCCAUUGUUCUUAUUUCUGAGCUGGCACAGCAGUACAAAAUAGAAUCAUCAUUUAUUCGUGUGGAGCUGUUACUCGAUGUUUUAACAACAUUAUCACGUGCUCUGACUACCGAUGAAAAUUUACGUCUGUUAUCAAGAGCCGUACCAUCGCUUGGUCGCAUGAUGUCACUAUUUCCGCAAAUAUCAGCUGAUAUUGCGCAUUUGUUAAUACGGAUUUCCUCCAUUGCCGCCUCACGUGUAGCAGUUUCAGCGACUGUGUUGAAAACUGAAUCAUGUAUGGAAAGACGUUUAAUCACGCUUAUAAACAAUAUUCUUUGUGAAGCUGCGUCUGAUAUGGCUGCUCUAUCCGUGAAAUCUUAGUAGUUAAAUAAGUUAUCUGAGUUUAUUAAAACUGAUAUCAAAU